UUUGCAGGCUGAAGCAGCAGCUGGUUGUCCGGUGGCCUUGAAGAAUGGCGCCUUUGAACUCUAACCACAAUCUUGCCGGCCAAGUGGCAGCAGAGCCGAGUGAUGGAUGACCUGCAGUCCCAGAACCUGGCCAUGGACAUGACCGACUCCCCCCCUGCCUUGGCCAACAACAGACUGGAGAAUGGCAUGGCCCAGCUCAUCACCACAGAGGCCUGGAACAUCAACUCCACUGACCUGGUAAAGAAGGCUCUGGUGACGGUGCCAGCCCCGUCCAUUCUGAGCCCGCCGGCCGAGUCCCAGAGCGGCAUGGCUCUGAAGGUGGCGGCCACCGUGCUGCAGCCGCUGUGCCUGGGGGAGAGCCCCGUGGUGAUGCCCAUUCACAUGCAGGUGGAGGGCAGCUCCGCGCCCGAGCUCACCCCUAACAGCAACGCCGCCUACGUCAUGACCACGCAGGGGCCCGUGCAGCUGCCCGUGGUGCUGGAGCAGCACGUCUUCCAGCACCUCAACUCCCCUCUGGUGCUGCCGCAAGAGGCGCCAUGCUCCUCCAGUGCCAUCCACAGCAACCUCUUCCAGGGGGCCGAGGACCCCGAGGCCCAGCCCCAGCUCCUGGACCUGCGGAUCCCCAGCCAGCCGCAGGAGGCCACGCUGCCGUUUGAGGCUGUGCUCCAGAAUCUGUUUCCCUCACAGGGCCCCCUCGGGCCCCCGCCCUGUCAGCCUCCUCCUGGGUAUGCCCCUGCACCCCCCCAGCCUUUGAACACACCCCUGUCCCCGCUGGUGCCGCCGGCCACCCUCUUGGUGCCCUACCCGGUGAUCGUCCCCUUGCCGGUGCCGGUGCCCAUCCCCAUCCCCAUCCCAGUGCCUCCGAGUUCCGAAUCCAAGUUCAGCUCCAGCUUCCCCAAGCCACCGUCUUCCUUCGGCCUGCACCCCUUUAAAGGCACCCAGACCCCUCUGGAGAAGGAGGAGCUGAAGCCCUUCGACAUCCUCCAGCCCAGGGAGUACUUCCAGCUCAGCCGCCACACGGUCAUCAAGAUGGGGAGUGAGAACGAGGCGCUGGACCUCUCCAUGAAGUCGGUGCCCUGGCUCAAGGCUGGCGAAGCUGGUCCCCUGAUGUGCCAGGAAGAUGCAGCCCUAGACCUGUCUCUGGCAGCCCACCGGAAACCCGAGCCUGCCCCCGAGACGCUGCGCGACAGCAGUGGCUCCGUGGACACUCCCCGUCACAGCCUGGUGGAGAAGCUUCCCGGCGCCAUGGAAACGCCCUUCACCACGCGCCACGAGGCGUCGGCCCUGCUGGACAGCCACGUGGGCAGCAGCAAGGCUCCCGAGCCGCUCAAGCAGCCCGGCCAGCCCAGCGGCGAGGUCAAGGCUGAAAGCAACCUCGAGGCUGCGAGCGAGUCACAGGCGGCCAAGGUGAUCGUCUCGGUGGAAGACGCUGUGCCCGCCAUUUUCUGUGGCAAGAUCAAAGGCCUCUCGGGGGUGUCCACCAAAAACUUCUCCUUCAAAAGAGAAGACUCCGUGCUUCAGGGCUAUGACAUCAACAGCCACGGCGAAGAGUCCAUGGGCAAUGCAGAGCCCCUUAGGAAACCCAUCAAAAACCGGAGCAUAAAAUUAAAGAAAGUGAACUCCCAGGAAAUACACAUGCUCCCGAUCAAAAAACAACGGCUGGCCACCUUUUUUCCAAGAAAGUAAAUGAUGGCUUUUUAACAUUUUUAUGAUUAUAAUAUGGAGAAAGGUGCAUUGGUUUUAUAAAAAGGCAUUUAAAGCAAAUUAUCUUUGUUAAUUAUUUGGGGGAGUAGUUGGGAAGUGGGAAGGCGGAUUGGCUCUAGGGGCCCUGUAAACUAGUAUCAUUUUCUUUUUUAAUUUUUGACUUUUCACAAAUGAAUAAAUAAGAGCAACCUAUUUUUCAAGCAGAUUGCACAUUUUUUGCAGCUUUAAUGGAAUAGUGGGUGAAUCAGAGGGGUAAAAAAGCUAUUUUCAUUGCCACAAAGUGCUUUGAUGAUGUAAUACCUAAUAAAGGGUAGGAUGACUAUUUCACAAUAAAUGUUUGUUUGCACUAA
Molecule: messenger RNA, 2054 nt
Organism: Condylura cristata (star-nosed mole)
Lineage: Eukaryota; Metazoa; Chordata; Mammalia; Eulipotyphla; Talpidae
Gene: RAI2
Product: retinoic acid induced 2
Exons: 2
Coding region: 103-1686 (527 amino acids)
Biological process (GO): animal organ development
Cellular component (GO): nucleus
Source: RefSeq, a predicted model, not a curated record